CUGUUAUGUUAUGUGCAUUAAUCAAUCAACUGCAUUCGACUUUCAAUCAACAACAAAUUACCGGUGCUCUGCACGUCAUGCAAAGUAGCAAAAUUGUUUAUUAAUUCAUUUAUCGUUGUUUGCAAUUUUUGUGUGUAAAUAAAGUGAAAUCAAUAAGCCAUCAACACCCUGUAAAUAAAUUUCCAACAAUUAAAUUCACAAACACAAUAAUCAAUGUACCUAUUGUCAAAUCUAACUUUUUUUUUAAUUAAUUAUUUUUUGUUUUAAUUGUCUUAAUAAUAAAAUAACAAUUUUAAGUAUUGUAUUCACUGGAUUGAAUAUACAUAAAUUUAAUUUAAUGUUUAAUGUUUAAAAUUAUUAAAAAAAAAAAAAAAGAAAUAAAAUGAUGUUGCUUAAAUUAAUUGCAAGAAAAAAAAUAAAAACUAUACUAGCAAUUGUAUUUGUAUUAUGUUUAUUUUUAUUUACAUUUAUCAUUGACACACAUGAUUUUGUAAAACGUGCACGAGUACUCACUGGUCAUAUAGUGUUAGAUAAUAUAACUUGUUAUGGAGACUCAUCAACAAAUGGUUCAAUUGAUACAUUUUCUAUUUAUGGUAAAAAAACAAUGAACAAAACAGUUAGUUCAAAAAAUAUAUUCUUUUUUCAAACAAAUUGUUUUGGUUCAGAAGGAGUUGUUCUGAAACCACGUCAAUUAUGUGCCAUUGAAUCAGCAGCAUUGAUGAAUCCAAAUAUGUCAAUUUAUUUAUUAAUUCUAAGCCAUUCAAAAUUUUCUAACAACACUGAGGAUAAUGUAAAAAUGCUGCUAACAAAUUAUAAUAAUAUAUUUAUAAAACGAAUAUAUACAAAUGAUUAUUUUAAAAAUACACCACUUGAAGAUUGGUGGAAAAGUGGUGUAUUUUAUGAAAGCUAUUGGCCAAAAAGUCAUAUGUCUGAUGUUUUAAGAUUUUUAACACUUUGGAAAGUUGGAGGAAUUUAUUUGGAUCUUGAUAUUGUUGUUAAAUCAUCACUUGAAAAUUUAACUGAUUUUGUUGGUGCUGAGGAUGCAAUUGAUGCAAAUGCUGCUGUAUUUGGUCUUGGUCAUACUGAAAUUGGUCGUCAUGUUGCUAAUAUGUGUAUUGAAGAUUUACGUAAAAAUUUUCGUGGUGAUAAUUGGGGUAAUAAUGGUCCAGGUGUUAUCACAAGAGUACUACAAAAACUUUGUAGUACAAAAAAUGUUGCUGAUAUGACAACAUCAAAGUGUCAAGGUUUUACAGUUUAUCCACCCUCUGAUUUCUUUCCAAUACCUUGGAAAAAAUGGAAAUUAUAUUUUGAUGCCAAAGAAAAAAAUAAAACAAUGGAUAAAAUAAAAAAUUCACGUACAAUUCAUUUGUGGAAUUUACAUAGUAAAUCUGAACGUAUUAAUGUUGGUGAUCAGGUACCAUAUGGCAUUAUUGCUAAUAAAUAUUGUCCAAUGACUUAUAAUAAUUGUGGAAAAGUAUUUUAAGUAUUUAUUUUUUAAUUAUUUAUUUUAGAAAAAAGUAUCCAUUCCAUUUUGUUCAUUAAAAUAGAUAGAAUAAUUGAAUCGUCGUUUUUUUUUUUUAAUUUAAUUAUUUGUGCAACUAAUCCAAGGAUAUUAUUUUUAUUAUGUAUUGUAUAUUUUUUUUAUACCUCAAAAUACCUUCAAUGCAAAAGUGCCUUCAAUCAUAGAUACAAUAAAUGAUUGUUCAUUGACAAAAUCAAAAAAAAAAUAUGAUGCAAAUAAAAUGACUGUUAGCUAAAAGAUAUUAAUAAUAUGCCACCAAAAAAUAGUAUUUUUGUAAUAGUACACUUGAUAUUUUUUUCUA
Molecule: messenger RNA, 1823 nt
Organism: Aphidius gifuensis
Lineage: Eukaryota; Metazoa; Arthropoda; Insecta; Hymenoptera; Braconidae
Product: lactosylceramide 4-alpha-galactosyltransferase-like
Exons: 4
Coding region: 383-1483 (366 amino acids)
Biological process (GO): glycosphingolipid biosynthetic process
Molecular function (GO): alpha-1,4-N-acetylgalactosaminyltransferase activity
Source: RefSeq, a predicted model, not a curated record